Molecule: messenger RNA, 2124 nt
Organism: Schistosoma turkestanicum
Lineage: Eukaryota; Metazoa; Platyhelminthes; Trematoda; Strigeidida; Schistosomatidae
Source: the annotation of a GenBank genome assembly
GUUAAAAGUAGCGCGCUUUAUGGAUACUGAGUUACAAUAAAUACUGAAAGCUGGGAAAUAAUACAGGGAAACUAAAUAAUAAUCCUCUUUAAAUUCCGGUUCCUGUUUGAAAAGUAAUUAUUGCGCCAAAAAAUAUUUAGAAGUCUAAAUUAUGAAAAUUCGCAGUGGCUUGAUUCGGACAGUUUUAGCAUCUCAACUAUCAUUGACAAUCGAUGAAUCAUCAAAAAAACAUAGGCCACGUAGAUAUCACUAUCUUCAACAGAAUUCAUCUCAUAUUAAAGAAUACGUUUGUCGUGCACAAAAUAUGGUGUACAUGUUUAAAGAAAAGGUUGGUUGUCCUGGUAUAUCUGUUUGUGUUUCAUUAUCAGGGAAGAUUAUAUAUCAAGAAGGUGUUGGAUAUGCCAAUGUUGAGCAUAUGGUGCCAGUAAAUGAAAAUACAGUUUUUCGAAUAGCGAGUAUUAGUAAGCCGUUUACCUCAUUAUUGGUUGGAAGAUUAUUUGAUCAACACAAGUUAGAUCUUGACGAAGAUAUCCGAGCCUAUUUACCUGAGUUUCCGGAGAAAAUAGUCGGUAAAACAUACGCAAAAAUAACUGUUCGAUCAUUGCUCAAUCAUACCAGUGGUAUUCGUAGUUAUAAAAAAAGUUCAGAUGAAAAUAAACAAUCAUCAUAUCCAGAAAUGUUGAAUACUGUUCGUUUUAACGAUACAUUAACUGCUUGUGAUAUGUUUAAAAAUGAUGCAUUACUUCAUGCACCUGGUAUUGAAUACACCUAUAGUACAUUUGCAUUCACAUUACUGUCAGCAGUUAUUGAAAAAAUUUGUUUAAUGAAAGGUAGUUUAUUCGAUCAACCAUUGCCAACUGUUAAAGGUGAAUUAAAGUCAUCUUGUAAUGAAGGAAAAGAACCUAAAAAUAAUUUACCAAAAUGGGCAAGAUUUGAUAAAAAUCUGUUAAGACUUUUUCAAUAUCUCAAUUUGAAUCAUACCUAUUUAGAAUAUCCAGAGAAGAUAAUUUCUUCAAGAGCUGCUCAGUAUUGUCGUUCAAAUAAAGGUCUACUUGUGAACACUCCAACAAUUGAUAAUUCAUAUAAAUGGGCUGGUGGUGGUAUUCUUUCUACAGCUAGUGAUUUAAUUUGUUUAGCUGAUCAUUUAGCAUUUAUUUAUAUGGGUUGGCUUGAUUCAUAUGGGAUUGUUAAACAAUCUACUUUAAAUCAAUUAUUAUGGAAAGUUUCUUGUGUACCACCAGAUCGAGGCACAUUACCUGGUUUAGGUUGGUUUUUAGCCAGGCGUUCAGGUGAUCCAGCAACUGAAGAAAAUGGCCAUCCAGAUCGAUUAUAUGCAUUACAUACAGGUGGUGCAGUGGGCGGGACCACUGUUCUCCUGCUUAGUCUUCCCUUGUUAAAUAAUAUUCAUAAUGAUCAUGUUCCCAGUAAGACAAAUCAAGCAAACACUAUUACUGCCAAAGAGAGUAAUUCUUUCUUAUCAAUUCAAAAAAUCUAUCCCACAGAAGAUAAUCGAUUGAAAGCAGCAACCAUUCCUCCAAUUAAUGUAGCUAUUUUAACUAAUUUAGAAAAUGUUCCUGGUAUAUCAGAAUUAGCUAUACAAUUAUCGGAAUUAUUUUUAAAUUAUGCCAUAAAAUUGAAAGAACUCAUUGAAGAAGAAGAAGAAGACGACGACGAUAAAGAAGAAGAUGGAGCUGGUGGUGGUGAUAUUAGGGUUAAUGCUUAAAGAACUAAAGUCACAUUCAUUUGGAUCGAUAUAUUUCUUUGAGUUUCUUUGUUUAUUGUUUCAUAAUUUUCAUAAUAUGGUUUUGUUUUGUUUCUCUAUAACUAGUUUCUCCUUUUAAAUGAAGAAAAAGAUUCAUUUGCAUUUUCAUAAAUUAUUCAGUUCUGUCAUAGUAAACAAAAAAUGUCUAUUGUUCAUAAUUGAUGUUUGAAAUUGCUUUUAAAGGACGGAUAUAUGUAUGUAUACCAUUUUGCUUGAAAAUGAUUGUAAAUAUUGGUUGAAAAUUUUCUUUGAAAGAAUUUCUAUUUUCUUAUAAAGUAUUAUUUAUAUCUAAUAGUUAAUGUAUGUUUGUAUACACUAAUUGUGUCAACCAUGUUGUACUUGAAAAGUUUAUUUCGGGGAUG